AUGGCCUCAGCUAGCGAAUCCUCUCCCCUCCUCCCCCAACACAACCAUGCUGCACCUUCCAAUACGUCACCACGAGGAAGCCGGCCUUCACGUACAGUGACAUUCAAUCCCCUCGCUACAGUCAGUACAUACCACGAUUCCACCUCUGCCGACCCGACUUUCAAGCCCAUAACAUCCGGAUCUCUCCAUGGCUCAAAUGCCCCUGCCCAACAAAGAUCGACCGGGCUCUCCGCCCUGAACAGCAAGCUUCGCCGUCGCAACAGCCAUGGAGCUCCUGGCACGGUCGCCUCGUCUUACCCUACCUCGAAAGUCGGCCCACAAAGAACAACAAAGACUGCGCAGAAAUUGAAACUUUUGCCCGACCCUAUAACAGAGGAGGAGCUUGAUGAGGAGACGUCGCCUUCGGAUGUUUACAGGCAAAUCGCGCGAAUCAAGGAACCCGCUGCCCGCAGCCUUGCGGCAAGACUAGGAAAAGCUGAUCGAGACCGAUUACCUCGAGUAUCGGCGUACUGCACGGCCAAUUCAUAUCGUUUAGAUGGCGUGUUCAAGUUCUUGAAGUCUCGGUCCAAAACCCGCGGUGCCAAUCCAAAACUAUUUGACGAAUGCGUCUAUUCGCGAUUCGACUACAAACACGAGGAGAAACAGAAAUUUGGGACGGACUCGAAUAAUGUUGAUGCGGACAAUACUCAUACUGUCGAGCGAGCACCUAGGGAACGCAGGUUCUCCGACAGCGCGGUAGAAGUAAAUGACCAAAGAGAGGAGCUUAUUGAUCUACAUGAUCACAAUGCCCACCAACAAAAUUCGAAUGAAGAACCUGUGCUUGAGAAUGCUCCGGAUAUUGACACCACUAUUGAAGCCCCAGAAGUGUUUCUUUUUGAUUAUGGUACCGUCGUCAUAUGGGGCAUGUCACCAGCCCAAGAGUCUCGAUUUUUAUCGGAUAUAUCAAAAUUCGCAACCUCAAUUCUCAGCCCGGACGACCUUCAGGUCGAGAAUUUCAACUUCUAUUAUGCCCGUGAAUACCAAGCCCGGAUAUACAAUGAUUUUAUUUCUCUGCGUGAUCCCCGGAAUUAUAUGAUAAAACUCGCCAUUUCACACGCUUUAUCUCAGUCCGUGAAGACGUCCCUUUUUGAAGACCUCGUUUCUGAAACUAUAUCGAACACCGCACCAUUACCGGCUCAGAUUGCGCAGACGGGAAGCGUCAACCUCACAAGACAACAGAUCAAUAUGCAAGUCGGAGAGCUAUUCAUCCUUCGUAUAAACAUCCACCUGCAGGGUUCAGUGUUGGAUAGUCCGGAGUUGAUGUGGGCAGAACCCCAAUUAGAGCCCGUAUACCAAGCUGUCCGAAGCUAUUUGGAGAUGGACCAGCGCGUGACUCUUUUGACCGAACGAUUAGAUGUAAUAGCGGAUCUUCUUGCAGUGCUGAAAGAUCAAUUAACUCACCGUCAUGGUGAGUAUCUCGAGUGGAUAGUCAUCGUUCUUAUUGCCGCAGAGAUUCUUGUGGCCGCCAUCAACAUUGUUGUGGAUUUGUACGCUGGUGUUGAAUAG
Molecule: messenger RNA, 1545 nt
Organism: Aspergillus puulaauensis
Lineage: Eukaryota; Fungi; Ascomycota; Eurotiomycetes; Eurotiales; Aspergillaceae
Product: YagE family protein
Exons: 2
Coding region: 1-1545 (514 amino acids)
Source: RefSeq, a predicted model, not a curated record